AUCCUAAACGAAUCGAUUUUGAUUAAUGGAAAUGAAUUCAAUUGGCAUUUGGAGCAUCUGUAGCUUUUGGGCAUUAAAAUUUCAAUACGUUCUAUUGAUCGAUGAAGUACAGUUUGACCAAUAUGAGCGUUAUGUGUCAAGGUUUAAUGAUCUAGAUCUAGGAUCAAGAAGUGAAAGAGAUGAUUUAGAUGACCGUAGGGGAGGAUUAUUGAGUCAUGUGUAUGUAUUGGCCAAUGAUUUUACUGGUGCCUUGCUGAUGGAUUCAAAGAGGAUACCAAAAGGUUAUAUAACCACAGACGGCAAUGAUAUCGAUGAGAAAGCCAUAGAGGAUAAUUGGUUGGCAUAUCUGAGACAACAGCGCAUUCUUAUGAUGAUGGUCCUCUUCCUAAUUAUACUCAUGAUCCUGAUACCCCUCAUUGGAAUAUUCUAUUGCCUCUUUUGUGCCGAGGGUAGAAGGACUCCUUUGUCUGUUCUAUGUACAUUUCUAUGCUGGGGAUUGAUGAUGACCAUUGUGGUCAUUUUUAUGCUUUUCUUUCUAAUUUUCGCCCUAAUCGCGAGUGUGAAAUUGCAUAAUAAUUUAAACGAUGUGUUAACAAGAAGCAUCUGUGGAACGGGAAACUCUAGUGACUCGCCUCUACUAACAGCAGCCGAGGUGGUUAGAUCCACAUCGGAGCAUCUGCAUCAUUUGCAUGUAGAGAACUAUAAACAGUUUCAGCAACGAAUCGAACAGAUAUUGCAAAACGAACCACACAUCAUACAAUCCUUUAUUCGAACGGAAGCCAAUGGUGCAGCCAUCGAGAGAUUAAGCCAAAUUGUCGAUAAUCUACAGGACACGCAAUCUCUUUUUGCCAGACUUAAGGAUGAGGUACCCCAAGCACGACAUUUGGCCACUCAAUUUCGAGAUGCUCUACGCGAUGUUAAACGUCAUCUUAUGGUGACUCUGAUUAUGCAAUGUCCCUUUAACGAAUGUAAACAAUUUUACCGCAAACAUGCCAUUAGUUAUCUAGACAUGGGUUGUCUGCAUUACGAUUUGUUGCCUGACACUGAUGUAUUUAUCAUAUCGAUUCAAGGCCUUCUAAAUAACAAAUUGGUCGACUAUCCACGCAAUGCUUCAAACCAUCUAAAGCAGUUGUCGAGUGUGUUUAAGAAUCGCAUGAAUAAACUAAUCAAUACCAUUCAAGAGGAUGUCAACGAUGGCGGACAACAGUUGUUAAAGAAAAGCAAUAUGACAACGCAACUGUUGGAGAGACUUGUCGAAGAGCUCACUGCUCAGCCAACAAAACGACAGAAUGUGGUCAGAAUUCCACCCGUUAUAAAUUUGAGAAAUAAACUGGGCAAAUUCUGGUUCCAUAUCACCGUGGCAAUAAUUUUGAUAUUUUUGUUAGUUCCUGUCCUGUUCCUAUUCAGUUUUGUUCUAUAUCUGCAGAGUUCGCAAGCCUCUAGAAAUUGCCUCUGUUGCACGUUAGUGACAAUAUUUGUAUUGUAUUUUCUGGCCAUUAUGUUGACACUUUUCUUUCUCCUCCAUGGAGCAUUGUUGUGGCAUGGAUGUUGUAGCAGAAAAUUUAUAAAGUCAUCACCAGACUUGUCGCCGAAUAAAGUUCUCAAUCCGAAUAAAUACUUACCAGUUCGAUUUGCUCUUACUCAUCGAAUGCCCCAGAUGAGGGCAGAUGAGGCAUUUCAAAGAUGCCACAACACAAGCAACGAGAAUCUCUAUAAAUUAUGGCAAUUGGAAGAUCUGUUCAAUUUGUCCGGGCUCCGUGAAGAGGUGAUUGAGGAUGUCCGGAAUUGUUUGCAUGAGAUGGAAAAUAGUUCAUUGCCAGUGGAAUUGGGUGAAAUCCAUUCGCAGGCGGAAGCGGCUAUUCAUCAGAUGUUGAGCCAAAAGAAUCUUUCCAGCUAUGAUAGCAAGCGAUAUACCCGAUAUUUAUGCCGGCAAUUAAUACCGGAGCCGUAUCCAGGUCCAUUGCCGGAUUUCUGGAGGAGUCUCGAUAAUCUGGCUGGUCGUGUUCAGGGCAAUUCCACGCUGCGAAAUCAGAUUGUGAAUUUGCAGGCAUUUCAUCAGCAUUUAGGCAAACCAUUGGCCAAGAUUGUCAGUCAUAUGCUAGAUAUCUUGCAGAAAAUUGACCAACAUUUGUCCACCUCAAGUUCAGAUUCUGAUUCGGAUAUUGGCAAUUUUGGGAAAUCCAUGAGGCAUUUGCUUAAUGAGAUUAGAAUGGGAAACGAGUUCCUCAAGACGAAAGCCAAUGAUAUCACCAUAUCGACGGGUCGCAAUAUAAUGAAAUAUGUCGAUGAUAGUCUAACUAGCUAUAUUCAUAUGGUACGGAAUGUCACCGAGAAUGAUCUAAAUAGCUGCUCCCCAUUGAUGCGCAGUGAAACCCAAAAAAUGACAGAAUCCAGUGAUCUCUGUAAUAGAAUUGCCAAGCCCAUGAAUGCCAUUUGGUUUGGUCUCUUCAUUUUUUCAAUGCUGUUGCUUCCCUCCCUUUGCUGCAUUCACUUGAUGCGUUGCAAUUUGGAGCGAUUGAAUUAUAUAUACGAAUCAGAUCCUGAAAUGACAGUUAUCGAAGAGAAUUAUAUGCCCACCAAUUUGGUGGUGUUGCCACCGCCGCAAGUAUCGGCCUUGCCCCGCUGCUAUUGUCCCUAUCAUGUCAAUUUGCCCAUGGUGCCGGAAACUAAUGUCGAUCUUCUGCCGAUGGAAAUCUAUGAGAAUCAACUUGUUAAACCCAAGCGAGAGUAGUCUUCUGUCAGUUAUCUCAAUUUAUAUACAUAUAUAUUUUUGUGUUUUUUCUAUCAAUUUACUAAUAAACAAACAAAACAGAUAUGAAGUUACUUUGGCAGUUACCUGCCUAUAUAUUCAUUGUGUUUUGGCCACAUCUUUGGAACUGGUCAAGCCCUCAUGAGGGUAUGGCCUCAUCCUUGGCCAUGGAUGACAAUAACAAUGAUACCGGCAUAACAACUCACCAGCAAUGGGAAGAAUAUACUAGCUCAAGCUGGCCAAUGGAUUGUCGUCUCGGAAUAACUUUUCUGUUGCUAGUUCUAAUGGCAAUGCCUGUCUAUAAUAUGGUAUUAUUUAUGAUUGGAAAGCGUCACAAUCGUGUAAUUGCAGACCAUGCGCUGCUUCUCUCAGCCAGUUAUGGAGAAGUCUCAUUAUCCAUGCCGUUAAGUCCACCGCCGCCGAAGCCUCCGUUGACUAUGGCUCCAAGACCUCCACCACGCCGCCGCCGACGACGUUGUGCUCCGCUACCACCUUCCGAGCAGCAGCAGGAGCCGGAGCAGCAGCAACCACAGAUUUUGGAUCCAUAUCAAAGGCUGCGUAAAAAUCUAAAACGUGCUCAUGAUGGAUUACAGAAGCCAUUACCACCUCCGCCAAUUCCUGCUCCAUUGGUCUGGUUGCCUUCAUCUAAUGAGGUAGUUACUCCUGACAUUGCCCUAAGAUCGCCACGAAAACGUUGGUUAAAGUCAAGGCCAAAAUGGUUGCGUUUGUUUUUAGAGCGCUUCAAGAGAGAUAAGACUCAGAGCCAUCAAUUAAAGGUCGGCGACAACAACAACGGCAACGGCAACGGCAGCAGCAGCAGCAGCAACAAGAACAACAAAAUAAUUUCCCAUCUAUGGGAAAAAUUGAAACCAAAUCGUACCGAUCGCAAGGCUUGUCAUCUAUAUGAUGAACACAUUGAUACAUUGUCGCCAUCAACUUCUAGUUCGGUUAGCUCUAGUUCCAGUUGUUUCUAUGUCUAAACCUUGUGAAAGCCAUUUUUGGAACAACCUCGCAUAUUCCUGGGAAACUCUAAUACCCAUUUUGGUAAUGGAUAUUCCGAUGAAAAUGCGUUGUCAUUCCAAUAUAUAAAUACCUACAUAUAAACAUCAUUAUAUUUCUUAACGAUUAAACAGUUUCGACCUUGAAA
This is a messenger RNA of Drosophila willistoni, 3896 nucleotides long. RefSeq names its product prominin-like protein. NCBI's taxonomy places the organism in Eukaryota, Metazoa, Arthropoda, Insecta, Diptera, Drosophilidae. Gene Ontology annotation, cellular component: membrane. The transcript is spliced from 8 exons. The record is from RefSeq and is a predicted model, not a curated record. The coding region runs from base 26 to 2731 and encodes 901 amino acids.